This is a messenger RNA of Emericellopsis atlantica, 1114 nucleotides long. RefSeq names its product Isoprenylcysteine carboxyl methyltransferase family-domain-containing protein. The record is from RefSeq and is a predicted model, not a curated record. Gene Ontology annotation, molecular function: protein C-terminal S-isoprenylcysteine carboxyl O-methyltransferase activity. The transcript has a single exon. Gene Ontology annotation, biological process: C-terminal protein methylation. Gene Ontology annotation, cellular component: membrane; endoplasmic reticulum. The coding region runs from base 204 to 1070 and encodes 288 amino acids. Lineage: Eukaryota; Fungi; Ascomycota; Sordariomycetes; Hypocreales; Bionectriaceae.
UCGACUCGUGCUCCUCCCACCGUCCCACGGCUCGGGCCACAUGCUUGAUAUUGUUCCGUUGAACAAUCAUCACCAGAUUCCCCCAGCGGGAAGUAUUUCUACAUUCCCCUCACUUGUCCGUCCAGAGCUUAUAAGCAAAGGUGCUCGUCCUUUGAAUCAAAGGUGGUAAGUCUUCGCGUCAAACACCACCUCGAUUUGCUCUAAUGUCGCUCUUCAGACACGUCGAAACGUUCACCUCAUCCUCAUCCUCCUCACCUUCUCUACCGCACACGACGCCCCAAUUGCGCCUAGAGAAAAGCACCAUGGCAGACAACCAUCCACUCAACAGUGACACGAACCCGUCCAUGCAGACAUUGAUCACCCUCAAACCCUACUUUGCCGGCCAACCAAAGGCGCUUUCCGGCAUUGCGCUUCGUGCGUUUUGCCUCGGGCUCACGCUUGCCUCAUCGCUCAUCUUUACACUGGCCAUUCUCUUCUUUACAGACAGCCCGCUGUGGAGGGCCCCGUGGUUUCUGGGUGCGCUCAGCCUCUUUCACUUCCUCGAGUUCUGGACCACGGCGCACAAGAACACUCUCGUGGCGGGCAUUGACAGUUUCCUCCUGACGGCCAACUGGCCCAGCUAUGCCAUUGCGCAUACCAGUGCUUUCGUCGAGACGGUAAUUGUUGGCUACUUCUUUCCCAACCGCGUCCUUGCACCGGCUUGGAUUGUCGUUCCCUUUGGUCUGGGUCUUGUGCUCAUCGGGCAGAUUGUGCGGUCUCUGGCUAUGCUGCACGCGGGAGCUAGCUUCAACCAUCACAUCCAGCAGUCCAAGGCCACCACGCACACCCUCGUCACCACGGGCAUCUACUCCGUCUUCAGGCACCCGAGCUACUUUGGCUUCUUCUGGUGGGGGCUCGGAACACAGAUAGUGCUGGGCAACCUUGUUUGCUUCGUCGCCUACACGGCCGUCCUGUGGUACUUUUUCUACGAGAGGAUCAGAGGCGAGGAGAAGAAGCUCGUCGAGUUCUUUGGCAGAGACUAUGUCACAUACCGAGAAAGGGUGGGGACGAAGAUUCCGUUUAUUAAAUAAAUGUCAGUCAAUCAAGGGGUCAACUGCUCCUCCAUUACGACCCU